This is a messenger RNA of Selaginella moellendorffii, 3526 nucleotides long. RefSeq names its product mitogen-activated protein kinase kinase kinase 3. The record is from RefSeq and is a predicted model, not a curated record. The transcript is spliced from 12 exons. Lineage: Eukaryota; Viridiplantae; Streptophyta; Lycopodiopsida; Selaginellales; Selaginellaceae. The coding region runs from base 759 to 3269 and encodes 836 amino acids. Gene Ontology annotation, molecular function: protein kinase activity; ATP binding. Gene Ontology annotation, biological process: protein phosphorylation.
CCCUAAAAACCGAGCCUAUAGAUGCUGUCACUCUCGCCCUUUCUCGAGGAGGAAGAAGAGAAUAUCGUCCUUUUUUCUUUCCGUGAGGGCUAGAGCUACGCGACGUAGAGAGACCCGAGGGAGAGAGAGCGCCGCGCGAUGGCGAUGAGGAAGAUCCAAGGCGGGGAAUCGGCGUAGACGAGGCGCUGCGCUCUGUAAUCGUCGCUGGCAGUGUGGGCAAUCUUAGGGUUCUUCGUCGGGCGGAGGCGAGGAGAGGCCUUCUUCUCGUCUCUAGGGUCUGAAUCUCGACGCCGGAGCUGAAAUGCGGCCGUGGAGCUGAAAUGCAGCUAUGGAGCACGAAUGCUGGCAUUGUUCUUGGAUUGGGAGAGCGCGCGGGGUAAGUUCCAGAGGCCAAUGGCUGGGGUUUUGGAGCUCUGUGAGAUUCUGGGAUUAGGGAGGAGGAGGAUGGGAGUAGAAUCUAGUGCCAAUGAUCCUCACGCUGGCCCGGGCUGCUCGUCAUCGGCACUAGGCAAUGCUAAAUCAUCAAGAGGAUGAUCCAGGGACACUCACAGGGACAGAUUUUCGAGGUUUUUGGCUCUCUCACACUCUCUCUUUCCAUCGGGGCGGGGAUUUCUUCCAGCGAAGAAUUGGGAGAGGACCACUUAAGAACAGGGAAUUCCCACGAGCUUGGGAGAAGCUCGCGCGUUUAGACUGGACGAGUUCCACGAGUUUGAAGACGCUUCCAUGACCUUGGAGUUUCUCGCUGGGCAUUGGAGAAGAUGCCAUCUUGGUGGGGAAAGUCGUCCUCCAAGGAUGGAGGAGGGAAAAAGGAGAACAUCCUCAGCUCGUUGCUAUAUCCUCCAAAGAGGAGGAAGAACAAGCAGCAGCAAGCCAAGGAAGAAGAGAUAUGCGUCAAGUCUGUUGGGGCAGCCGAGGCUGCGCCAUUAGCUCGGACCUCUCCCUCGGCUGCGGUUGGCCGCUCGGCGAGUUUCGGCGGUCUGCCGUCUCAAGCGCAGCCUCUUCCAUUGCCUCCCGGGGAAAAGCACUCGCGAAAGUCGGGCAAUGCGGUAAUACAGCGGUAUCCUUCGUUUCCUCUGCCGCCUCGCAAGGAUGGUAUUGAUAUGGAGGUUGGCUACACCGAGUCUGGAUCUGCCUCGAGCACGAGCUCUUUGGGAAGCUCGGACGUGGUCGACACGGCGCAUGGAACCGUGGCUGCUCGCGUGGGGAAUCUCAGAGUGCUCACAAAACCGGAUCAGUCGUUGACUUUCUCCCAAGCACAAACCAGACACGGGGUUUCCUGUCCCACCAGUCCGCACUUACGGAAUAAUUUCCUCGUGAAUGUUCCUGGCGAGGCCUUGACGUAUGGAAGGAACCAUGGUAUCUUGAAUGGGACACGAGACAGCUACCUGGUGAGCCCCGUGAGAAGCACGAUACUUACAACUGCGGAGAUGCUCUCCGCGACGCCGAGAUCGCUGCAGUCGACUCCUGAUCCUGCCUCUGGUCAUGGUUCCAGUCCGGGGUCGGGGCACAACUCAACUGUUGAUACUGGACAGACAUCGUGGUGCCAAAGCCGUGCUAGUCCGGAGUUGUCUCCAAACCCGAGCCCGAGGAGGAGUCCAGGCCCAAGUUCGAGAGUUCAGAGCCAAGCAGUGUCUCCUCUACAUAAGAGAGCUGGCGGGUCCGAUCAGGAAAGAUAUCAUCUCGAGGUUUCUGCGCACCGUCUACCGCUGCCUCCUGCUGUUCCUUCUCCGCUGGUGGCUUCGAAUUUCCCACCGUCGCCAAAUGCGUCCGCAGUUCCUCCUCGCAGUCCAAACAGAUCAGAUUCUCCUACUACCUCGACGACGAAGUGGCAAAAAGGGAAGCUCAUCGGCAGGGGAAGCUUUGGAAAUGUUUACGUUGGCUUUGACAGUGAGAAUGUCGGCCGCAUGUGUGCCAUGAAGGAAGUUCCGCUUUUAUCAGACGAUUCCAAGUCAAAAGAAAGUGUAAAGCAGCUAAGUCAGGAAAUUGCAACUCUUAGCCGGUUGCGACAUACCAACAUUGUACAGUAUUACGGAUCGGAAACGAUGGAGGAUGGCUUAUAUAUUUACCUCGAGUAUGUGUCCGGGGGAUCGAUUCACAAGCUUCUUCAGGAGUAUGGUGCAUUCAAGGAGCCUGUGAUUCGCAGCUACACGCGCCAGAUUCUCUCGGGGCUGGCUUACCUUCAUAGCACAAGCACAGUACACAGGGACAUCAAAGGAGCCAACAUUCUAGUCGACACUAAUGGAAUUGUGAAACUUGCUGAUUUUGGCAUGGCGAAACACCUGAGCGUCGAGUCUUUCCCACUUUCUUUUAAGGGAAGUCCGUAUUGGAUGGCGCCUGAGGUGAUCAAACAAACACAUGGAUACGAUCUCUCUGUCGACGUUUGGAGCCUUGGCUGCACGGUUCUGGAGAUGGCGACAGCAAAGCCUCCAUGGAGCCAAUAUGAAGGGAUAGCAGCCAUGUUUAAAAUCGGGAACAGCAAAGAAAUCCCAUCCAUACCGGAGUACCUGACUAGAGAAUGUAAAAACUUUUUGCGGCUCUGCUUGCAGAGGAAUCCGGCAGAGAGGCCCACCGCUACAUUUCUGUUGGGGCAUCCUUUCGUGUGCAAUGCGCCUCCAGUAUGUACUCCAGACGAUCGAUGCGAUAUAGCUGCAAAGGCGAGCACAUUUGUCGGCUCUCUGGCCAUCGGGAGUCGCAUCCACGAAUACGAUUCAGUGCUGCAUCCGAAAACAAUCCUACACUCACCAACCAGCGAGCAACUCUCUCCCCGUGCUCAAGGAUUUGCAUCGUCGUCAGUGUCUCCUUGCGCCAGCCCGAAAAUCAGAGCCCUGUCACCUCACCACCUCCACCUCGGAAUAUCAUCGUCACAGUCGUCGUCACCGGUUAUCAGCUCGGGCUCUUCCACGCCUAUCACUGGGGGCUAUGGCAACGUACCACGCUCAGCAAACGGCAGCUUUGGGGUGCCCACGCUACACAACGAGCACCACAACUUCCAGAAGCUAGGCCUCACAGGUGGAAGCCCGGUUCGAAAGAACGGGAUGUGGAGCAUUCCUCCGUCGCCUCCGUUUGAAGGGAGCCCGAGACAGGGAAGUCCGAGGCAGGGAAGCCCGAGACAAAGCACGGACAUCCUGGGCAUGGCACUGGGAAGAGUCCCCCGCGAGGACGAUGACUACCAUGAGCACUUCUCCCAGCAGCUACUCCGAUCACAGCAGAUGUUCCCACGCACUUACUUUCAUCACGGCCAUCCUGAGAAACGCGAGCCGAGUCACUGACUGACGCGCUUGGAACUCGUCGCCAUCUUUAACCAGCUCAACGGAACACAAGUGAUCGUUUAACAGACGUUUGUUUAUCUCGCUUGGAUCGUCCACAGGGUUUUCACGAUUCAGUCCCAAUCUCGUAGGAUAAAGUGCCAAAGUGGCUGCGACUAUACACGAUUCAUCCCCAUCAGAUAAGAAGCAAAAUCUGAUCGACUUUUUAUUUGUACUAACACCUUGAUUCAACAAAAGAGAGCUUUUAUCAGUGGUGAAAA